AUGGUUGUAUCACCGCGCAGCGAGUCCCAGCCAAAUACCAGAUCUAACGAGAAUGGUGCGCCGUAUACGAGGGUCGUGAACAAGAUAAGCACUGUGGCACAGGCAUACGGGGAGGAGUUCGGUGCGCGACCCCGCUGGUGGACGCCGGCGCGCCGGCAUCAACUAAGAGAACAAGGGGGUCUUGUCACCCUCGCUUAUUCAAAUUUAACGAAAUGUCAAGGUGGUCGUUUCAAGCUUGGAGCUCGGGUCGUGGAUAUGAGUGAGCAUGCGAGGGUGGCCAGCUAA
Molecule: messenger RNA, 285 nt
Organism: Penicillium soppii
Lineage: Eukaryota; Fungi; Ascomycota; Eurotiomycetes; Eurotiales; Aspergillaceae
Exons: 2
Coding region: 1-285 (94 amino acids)
Source: RefSeq, a predicted model, not a curated record